Molecule: messenger RNA, 2392 nt
Organism: Punica granatum (pomegranate)
Lineage: Eukaryota; Viridiplantae; Streptophyta; Magnoliopsida; Myrtales; Lythraceae
Source: RefSeq, a predicted model, not a curated record
AGAGAGAGAGAGAGAGAGAGAGAGAGAGAGAGAGAGAGAGAGCUAAAAGAAGCAGAUAUGAGGAAAGGUAGAGAUGCCCUUUUUUGCAGUUGCAGCCCUCAUGACAUGAAGUGGGGUGUAGGCCUCAUCAUUCAUAAUUUCAUUCAUUCCAUUGCUUACAAUCACUCUCACAGUGACUCACUCAGUGAUUCAGCCAUAGCUGCUCUCUCUGUCCUGCUAGCUGCUCUGUGAAAAGGGGGCCCCUCUCUCUCUGUUUGUAUCCCAAGGAACAGUCCCUUUUGAAGCCCAAAUUUUGACUUCGACCCAAGUUUUUCACUCUCUCUCUCUCUCUCUCUUUCUCCAUCUCUUGGGAGCAGAGUUUCCCUAAUUCCUCCCCCACCCUGAUUAGUCCCCUUUCAGUCCCCUCCGCGACCAGAAUCAAAAGAUCUGCCCAGAACAAAAGCUGAUGAUGAACUGUCCAUUUUCUUCCCCUCUACCACCUAUUUCAAACAAUCGCGUACCCUGAAAAACUUUUUGGGCGGACGCGCUUUUACGCUUGAAAUUUCUUUCAUUACUCAACUUUUCCGAGCCUUUUUUUGCUCCCUCUGUCGAUGAUAUGGAUUAUAGAUCGAUGAGAUGUUACAAGAGACAGAUUCUGUGAUCCCAUGUGGAUGCUGUAGGCCACGGCUCCACGCGCAUCUUUUGGUUUUUCGGGUUUAGCUGCUGGGGUCGGGUAGUUUCCCGAUGUGCUAGUCGGGUCUCUUUCUCUGCUGCAUCCUCAUCAGAUUAAAUCUCUUCUGAAUCCCGAUUUCGUUCCUUUUGUUCCCUCCCUCUUUCUCUCUCUCUCUCUCUCUUCUCAAAAUGCCAUUCACUGAAACCCUAGCGCCCCAUCUCCUCGCUGAUAUGAACAAUAAGAACCAAGUCCACCGGACCCGACCGUGGCCGGGCCUAUUCCCAGCUGGUCCAAAGACAACAUUUACGAGCUUCGGGGACGCCAACUGCAUGGAGCAGCUGCUCGUGCACUGCGCGAAUGCAAUAGAGAGCAAUGAUGCAACCCUAGCCCAGCAGAUCCUGUGGGUCCUAAACAACACGGCCCCACCCGACGGGGACUCGAACCAGCGCCUCACCUGCGGGUUCCUCCGAGCUCUGAUCGCCCGAGCUGCCAGGAAUGGUUCGUGCAAGAUGCUGGCGGCUGUGGCAGCCAGCAACUAUGAUAUUGCCCUUCUCCACGAAACCCACCGGUUUUCUGUCAUCGAGCUUGCCAGCUUCGUGGACCUGACUCCGUGGCAUCGGUUCGGGUUUACUGCCGCCAAUGCAGCCAUACUGGAAGCCGUUGAAGGGUACUCGGUGAUUCAUAUAGUGGACUUGAGCUCGACCCACUGCAUGCAAAUCCCGACUCUUAUCGAUGCAAUCGCGAGCCGAUCGCUUGAGGCGCCCCCUCCAAUCGUGAAGCUCACGGUAGCUUGGGUGGCUGAAGAAGAUGGGCACGUCCCUCCCCCUCCUCCCUUACUGGACGAUGUUUCUUAUGAGGAGUUAGGCCGAAAGUUGGUGAACUUUGCUAUGUCGCGCAAUGUCACAUUGAAAUUCCAGGUGGUUCAUUCGAGCUAUAGAGAGGGGUACUCGACCUUGAUCGAACACCUCAGGGUGCAAAAUUUUUACAAAGACAACUGUGAGGCGCUCGUGAUAAAUUGUCACAUGACUCUCCACUACAUAUCGGAAGAAACCCAGCUUACGACGUUGCUUCACGAUCCCAACCCUUCAGGGAAUAAUCCUUAUCCCCAUUUUGAGCCCUCGGCAUUAGUCUCCCCACGUACGAUGUUCCUGAAAGCAUUAAGGAGCUUAGACCCAACCAUCGUGGUUCUAGUAGACGAGGACGCGGACUUCACGUCAAAUGAUUUGGUGGACAGAUUAAGGUCGGCGUUCAAUUACUUGUGGAUUCCCUACGACACUGUGGACACAUUCCUUCCCAAAGGGAGCAAGCAGAGGCAGUGGUACGAGGCUGACGUAUGCUGGAAGAUAGAGAACGUGAUAGCGCACGAGGGGGCCCAGAGGAUAGAGAGGGUGGAGCCCAAGAGCCGGUGGGUCCAGAGGAUGAGGAGCGCAGGGUUCCGGGGCUUUGGGUUCGGGGAGGAAGCGGUGUCGGAGGUGAAGUCGAUGCUGGAUGAGCAUGCCGCUGGAUGGGGGUUGAAGAAGGAGGAGGAGGACCAUCUUGUACUAACAUGGAAAGGGCACAAUGUGGUUUUUGCUACUGCUUGGUUGCCUACUUAGUUAUUUAAAAAAAAAAGAAAACACACGAUCAGUUGUGUCUAGCUAGCUCCAAACAUUAGGACUAGGAGUUCCAUAGGUUGUAGUUGACAUUUCUUUCUUGUAAUUUGGACUUUUGACUCGAUUAAAUCUAUGGUCUUUUGUACUC